This is a messenger RNA of Zonotrichia albicollis (white-throated sparrow), 396 nucleotides long. The record is from RefSeq and is a predicted model, not a curated record. Lineage: Eukaryota; Metazoa; Chordata; Aves; Passeriformes; Passerellidae.
UCCCAAUUCCCACAAUCCCAAAUCCCGAACCGCAGGGACAUCGCCGUCCGGAACAUCCUGGUGGCCUCCCCGGAGUGCGUCAAGCUCGGCGACUUCGGCCUCUCGCGCUACAUCGAGGAUGAGGAGUACUACAAAGCUUCCAUCUCCCGCCUCCCCAUCAAGUGGAUGGCGCCGGAAUCCAUCAACUUCCGGCGCUUCACCACGGCCAGCGACGUCUGGAUGUUCGGCGUGUGCGUGUGGGAGAUGCUGAGCUUCGGCAAGCAGCCGUUCUUCUGGCUGGAGAACAAGGACGUGAUCGCGGUGCUGGAGAAGGGAAUUCCCAGCCUUGGAGACCCUUUGGAGAUGGAGGGUUUCAAUUCUGAGGAAAAGGCUCCAAAUCCAAAAUUUUUCCAUUGA